AUGGCGGAGAAGAAGAGGAUAGGGUCGGUGGCUCAGCAGGUGGAGGAGGAAGCGGAGCUCCACGCCGCCCACAAGCCCGGCGCCAGCGCCCUCUGCGCCAACCACUGCGGGUUCCCCGGCAGUCCCACCACCGGGGACAUGUGUCGAUCCUGCUUCCUCGCUUCCGCCUCCACCCGGCCUCGUUCCUGCUCACCCGGAUUCGGCCCUCCGAUACGGCGGUCCCUGACUCCUGGACUGGAGGAGAAAAACUCCACGGCAGAGGCGGCGGCGGCGGCUCCUGUGGCGCCGGCGAUGGCGAAGGAGGUGAACAGGUGCUUGGUGUGUCGGAGGCGGGUGGGACUGACGGGGUUCCGGUGCCGGUGCGGGGAGCUGUUCUGCGGCGAGCACCGGUAUUCCGACCGCCACGACUGCUGCUUCGACUACAAGGCCGCCGCCAGGGACGCGAUCGCCCUGGCAAAUCCCGUCGUCCGAGCCGCCAAGAUCGCUAGGAUCUGA
Messenger RNA from Zingiber officinale, 495 nucleotides. Its product is annotated as zinc finger A20 and AN1 domain-containing stress-associated protein 11-like. Gene Ontology annotation, molecular function: zinc ion binding; ubiquitin-protein transferase activity; DNA binding. Gene Ontology annotation, biological process: protein ubiquitination. The transcript has a single exon. Bases 1 to 495 code for a protein of 164 amino acids. The record is from RefSeq and is a predicted model, not a curated record. NCBI's taxonomy places the organism in Eukaryota, Viridiplantae, Streptophyta, Magnoliopsida, Zingiberales, Zingiberaceae.